UCUGGCUUUGUCCCAGACCCAGAGUCUUUGAGGAGGCUCAAAGGUGCCCUGCUGGUGGAUCGUGUUGAAGAAAAGGAAGAUCACGUUCUGGUGUACAUAACGGAGUUAACGAAGAACAUAGCUAUCAACCACAGCUUAGACCUCCUACAGGAGCUCCCAGUGCAGAACCUGAAGCCAGCCGUGGUCAAGAUCUAUGACUACUACCAGCCAAAAUACAUCUACCCUUGUGCAGCAGGUUCACUACUGUCGGCUGGGCUCAUCCUCCGGUCCUCACCUCUCGGGCUUCCUCCACGCGCCCUCCCGGCUCCUCCCUGCUCCUCGCCUCACCACCCGUGCCUCGCCUGCCCCUCGGUCCUCCGUGCCCGCGUCCCCUGGCGUCCACCUCUCCCCCCUCACCUCUUCCCUAGCCCCCUCCGUGAACCCUCAAUAAAACCUCCUUCCCUCUGA
This is a messenger RNA of Micropterus dolomieu (smallmouth bass), 447 nucleotides long. Its product is annotated as pregnancy zone protein-like. The transcript has 5 exons. NCBI's taxonomy places the organism in Eukaryota, Metazoa, Chordata, Actinopteri, Centrarchiformes, Centrarchidae. The annotation marks the transcript as partial. Gene Ontology annotation, cellular component: extracellular region. The record is from RefSeq and is a predicted model, not a curated record.